Lodderomyces oxycetoniae is the source of this 999-nucleotide messenger RNA. Its product is annotated as tRNA (guanine46-N7)-methyltransferase. The transcript has a single exon. NCBI's taxonomy places the organism in Eukaryota, Fungi, Ascomycota, Pichiomycetes, Serinales, Debaryomycetaceae. The coding region runs from base 1 to 999 and encodes 332 amino acids. The record is from RefSeq and is a predicted model, not a curated record. Gene Ontology annotation, cellular component: tRNA methyltransferase complex. Gene Ontology annotation, biological process: RNA (guanine-N7)-methylation; tRNA methylation. Gene Ontology annotation, molecular function: tRNA (guanine(46)-N7)-methyltransferase activity.
AUGUGUGAGCCAGCUACUGCACAUCUGGAAGGGAAGUCAGGUUUGGUUGUAGGAGAAAACCAGCAACUGAAACAAGAACGAGAACAAGAACAGCAGCAGCAGCAGCAGCAGCAGCAUGUGCAAGAACGAGAACAAGAGGUGCAGGGAAGCACCAAUGCCAUAACUACGCGAAAGAGAUAUAGAGAUAGCCAAGAACAGAACCGCAAGAAGCAAGUGCGCAUACAAGAGCACACUGGGGCGGGUUCUUUGGACUCAUCUACUUCUGAAUUGGACACCAAUACGGUAAUGAAGCUUCCGCAAAAGAGGUAUUACCGUCAAAGGGCCCAUUCCAAUCCAUUUUCUGAUCACAAAUUGGCAUACCCCAAAUCGCCUGAAACAAUGAACUGGUCAACGAUUUAUCCACUUGCUAACGGAAGAAAAGUUGAGAUAACAGAUAUAGGAUGUGGAUUUGGCGGUUUAAUGAUUGAUUUAGGCCCUCGAUUUCCUGAUUGUUUGAUUUUGGGGAUGGAAAUCAGAGUGCAAGUUACACAGUAUGUUGAGGAUCGAAUUGUUGCAUUAAGAAGUCAGCAUAGGGAUCAGAGCUACAAGUAUGAUAAUAUUGGAGUUAUCCGGGGCAAUGCAAUGAAAUUCUUGCCAAAUUUCUUUACAAGAGGACAAUUAAAGAAGAUGUUUUUUUGUUUUCCCGAUCCUCAUUUUAAGCAACGUAAACACAAGGCUAGGAUUAUUACAAAUACUUUACUAAGUGAAUAUGCUUAUGCAUUGAGAGAGGGCGGGGUAAUAUACACAAUAACAGAUGUUGAAGAUUUGCACAACUGGAUGGUUAAACACUUGGAUGAACAUCCGCUUUUCCAGAGGUUAAGUAAAGAAUGGGAAGAUAAAGAUGAGUGUGUAAAGAUAAUGUAUAAUUCAACUGAAGAAGGUCAAAAAGUGACUAGAAAUAAGGGAUCCAAAUGGAUUGCUUGUUAUGAAAGAUUACCGAAUCCAGAAGAUUGUGAAUAG